UUGGCGAGGGGGUAAUAUUGAAAUCUUGAUCGAUCCAUCCAUCGCUGCUCCGCCGUCUACUGUUUCGGGUUCAGAGAUUCUUGGGGAGAGGGGUGGGGGGUGGAGGACGGGGAUCCCAUGCCGAUCUCGAGGAACGAGAGCUUCUCCGAGCUCGGAUGACCUCUCCUCCCGGAACCACAAGGGAGUGCGCUUCCUCGCCAGUUUCCUCCGCGUCGUUGGCGGUUCUUCGUAGCUCGGAGCUGUUCAGAUCGCAUCUUUUCCUUCAAGAACGUGGCAUUUGUAAGGCGGUGUCGGGGUCGGCAUUUCUACGUUUGAGAGUUAGGUCUGCCAUCUAGUUGUUUCGGCAUCUUGAGGAGAUUUGGAGAAACCCUAACUUAGUUCUUGAUGUGUUCUUGGGAGCUCCACUUCUUGACGUUGGUUCGGUUCAUCGAAUUGCGGCGAGGGAAUUGAGUCGUCUUGGGAAGAUGAAGCUUUCCACAGUAGGUAUCGGUCAGCAAGAACCAGAAGAGGAGGAGAAGAGAUGCUUGAAUUCUGAGCUCUGGCACGCCUGCGCUGGACCACUUGUGUGCUUACCGACAGCCGGUACUCGGGUUGUCUACUUCCCCCAGGGCCAUAGUGAGCAGGUUGCUGUGUCGACAAACAAGGAAGCGGAGGGUCAUAUCCCUAAUUAUCCAAGCUUGCCCCCUCAGUUGUUUUGCCAGCUCCACAAUGUCACGAUGCAUGCAGAUCCAGAAACAGAUGAAGUUUAUGCUCAGAUGACUUUGCAACCUUUAAGACUGCAAGAGCAGAAAGAUGCUUAUUUUCUUAUUGAGAUGGGCGUUGUAAGCAAGCAGCCAGUGAAUUAUUUCUGCAAGACUCUAACGGCAAGUGAUACGAGCACACAUGGAGGGUUUUCUGUGCGUCGUCGAGCAGCUGAGAAAGUCUUCCCUCCCCUGGAUUUCUCGCAGCAGCCACCAGCUCAGGAGCUUGUUGCCCGUGACCUUCACGGUGUUGAAUGGAAGUUCAAGCACAUCUACCGAGGUCAACCGAAAAGGCAUCUGCUUACCACAGGCUGGAGUGUGUUCAUCGGUGCCAAGAGAUUAGUCGCUGGGGAUUCUGUUCUUUUUAUCUGGAAUGAAAAGAAUCAGCUUUUGUUGGGAAUCAGGCGUGCUAAUCGUCCUCAAACUGUGAUGCCAUCAUCAGUUUUGUCAAGUGACAGCAUGCAUAUAGGGCUGCUUGCUGCAGCAGCUCAUGCUGCUGCUACAAACGGCUGUUUUACAGUAUUUUACAAUCCAAGGGCAAAUCCAUCUGAGUUCGUGAUACCACUUUCUAAGUAUGUUAAGGCUGUAUUUCACACACGUGUGUCAGCUGGGAUGCGAUUUCGGAUGCUCUUUGAGACUGAAGAAUGCAGUAUUCGCAGGUAUAUGGGAACAAUUACUGGCACAAGUGAUUUGGAUCCUGUACGCUGGCCAAAUUCGCAUUGGAGAUCGGUCAAGGUUGGCUGGGAUGAAUCGACAGCAGGUGAGAGGCAGCCAAGAGUGUCAUUGUGGGAAAUCGAGCCUCUAACAACCUUUCCCAUGUAUCCGUCUUUGUUUCCUCUUAGGCUAAAUCGCCCUUGGCAUCUUGGAGGCCCUUUUUCUCAGGACACCAAAGAAGAUGAGCUAAAUGCCCCCAUAUGGCUGAGGAAUGAUGCUGGUGAACAAGGCUCGCAUCCCUUCAAUUCCCCAUCGCUUGAUAUGGGCUCCUGGAUGCAUGAGAGACUCGAGCCGUUGCUAUCAGGGAAUGAGGUCAGUCAGUACCAAACCAUGUCAGCUGCCGCUUUGGAGGCCAUUCGAGGCGUGGAUAUUCUGAGACCACAUCUUUUACAAUAUCAGCAACCAUUUCAAUUUCUCCAACAUUUGCAGCAUCAAGAUUUUCAGCAGGUCAUCAGUUCUCCAUCACUACGUUUAUUAGAGAACCAACCAACCUCUGUUCCACAGCAACAGUUGCAGCAGCUACUAAGUGAACAGCACAAGCAGCAGGUUCAACAAACACAUGCCUAUGCAGACACAUUUGAGAUUCCCAACAAUCACCCGCAGCAACAGUCGAGUUUGUCCUCUCAAUUUUAUGAGAAGCCGAUCAUUCCAGAUUCAAGCUUUAAUAUCUUUCCCAUCACAACAUCGAGUUCUGUCCAGGGUAUAUUUGGAUCUACUUACCCUGAAGGGAACACUGACCUUCUUAACUGUUCUCAACUUGGUCAGAGCCAGCAGCCAAUGAAACCAAAACACAAUGAGUCUCAGGUGACUCCUUUCGGUGCUGGAGCUCUUCUUCCAUCAUUUGCAGAGAAGGAUGGUUCUGGUGGAAAUCAAAAUUGUCCUAGUUUCCAGAAUCAUGUCUCCUCUCUCCUCUCUAUUGCAGCUCCUAACUUAACUAUGAAUGCAACUCUCGGUGAUGCAUCUGCCACGCCAUAUGUUGCUUCAUGCAUUCAAAACUCUCUUUAUGGAUAUUUGGAUGAAUCAUCAAACUUACUGCAAAAUUCAGGAGAGAGCAAUCCACAAUCCCAAACUUUUGUGAAGGUUUAUAAGUCUGGAUCAGUUGGACGGUCUUUAGACAUAUCCCGGUUCAGCAACUACGAUGAACUGCGUGUCGAGCUGGGUCAUAUGUUUGGAGUUGGGGGUCUAUUGGAAGAUCCUCGUAGAUCAGGCUGGCAGCUUGUAUUUGUCGACAGGGAGAACGAUGUGAUUCUCCUUGGAGACGAUCCCUGGGAAUCAUUUGUGAAUAAUGUCUGGUAUAUCAAAAUACUUUCUCCUGAAGAUUUGCAUAAGAUGGGAAAGCAGGGGAUUGAUUGAGUCCACAAGUUUAUCCUCUUGAGUCUCAAGGAAAAGUGAAAUGGUUUCCUGUAUGCAUGUCCCAAGUGGUUACUCCUGAGUGAUAUCUUUUGUUAGGACAUCACCUAACAUCUGCAAGGUCAAUCAUCUCUGGUUCUAUAAAUUAUGUGUUGCCUUCCCCAUGCUUUAUAGCAUAUGUUGCCAAUCAUAAUCUGCUCAAAACUAGAUCUUGUAAUUAUGAUUGUGACUUUCUGAGUGCCUGCACUAUGUUUUACAUUCGACACCCUGAACAAGUGAUGUGUUGUAGAACCCCCUUGCAAUCAGUAGACUGUAUCUGCUUUCUGGUUAAUUUAGUUGAUCUCAGUGAUCUAUACUUGUA
Messenger RNA from Musa acuminata subsp. malaccensis (wild Malaysian banana), 3165 nucleotides. Its product is annotated as auxin response factor 12. Gene Ontology annotation, molecular function: protein binding; DNA binding. The record is from RefSeq and is a predicted model, not a curated record. Gene Ontology annotation, cellular component: nucleus. Gene Ontology annotation, biological process: response to hormone; regulation of DNA-templated transcription. NCBI's taxonomy places the organism in Eukaryota, Viridiplantae, Streptophyta, Magnoliopsida, Zingiberales, Musaceae.